Anarrhichthys ocellatus (wolf-eel) is the source of this 1626-nucleotide messenger RNA. RefSeq names its product nicotinate-nucleotide pyrophosphorylase [carboxylating]. Gene Ontology annotation, cellular component: cytoplasm. The coding region runs from base 82 to 987 and encodes 301 amino acids. The transcript is spliced from 5 exons. Gene Ontology annotation, biological process: quinolinate catabolic process; NAD+ biosynthetic process. Gene Ontology annotation, molecular function: nicotinate-nucleotide diphosphorylase (carboxylating) activity. Lineage: Eukaryota; Metazoa; Chordata; Actinopteri; Perciformes; Anarhichadidae. The record is from RefSeq and is a predicted model, not a curated record.
UUUUUCCAAUGGCUCUUUGUGCUCAGUAGUACAACUCUACAGUCUGUGAACGAACAGAAAUCGGACAGCCAUUGAAGGAAAAUGUCUCGGCCCUCGCACAAAGAAGCACACUCCAUCCCACCUCACACGCUGACCCGGCUGGCACGAGAGUGGCUGGCAGAGGACACACCAAACUUUGACCUGGCAGGAGUGUGCGUGGGGUCACAGGAGGUCGAGGCACGGUUGCUGUGUAAAACACCACACAGUGUCCUGGCAGGGAGCCCCUUCUUCACAGCAGUGUUCACUGAGGUCGGAUGCACCGUGGACUGGAUUCAUCCAGAGGGAGCUGAGAUUGGUCCAAAUGCCAUCACGCUGACUGCUGUGGUGAGAGGCCCUGCAAGGUGUCUCCUCCUCGGGGAAAGGCCGGCUCUCAACUGCCUGGCCCGGGCCUCGGGGAUCGCCACACGCUGUUCUCAGCUCCAGGCAAUGGCAACAGUGAGAGGCUGGCAUGGAGAAGUGGCUGGCACACGCAAAACCACUCCGGGCUUUCGUCUGGUGGAAAAGUACGCCAUGCUGGUUGGCAGUGUGUCCAUGCAUAGACAGGACUUGAGUGGAAUGGUGAUGCUGAAGGACAACCAUGUCUGGGCAUCAGGAAGUAUCACACAGGCUGUGAAAGCUGCCCGGUCAGUGUCUGGCUUCAGCAGUAAGAUUGAGGUGGAGUGCCGCUCUGCAGAGGAGGGCAGAGAGGCAGCUGGAGCUGGAGCAGACAUUGUUAUGCUGGACAACUUUCAACCUCAGGAGCUCCAUGGUGCAGCUCAUGCACUGAAAGAGGAGUUCCCAACACUACUGAUCGAGGCCAGUGGAGGAGUGACUCCAGAGAACUUGGCUUUGUAUUUGUCCCCAUAUGUGGACAUCAUUUCUCUGGGCUGCAUAACACAGGGAUGCCCAGUUGUGGACUUUUCUCUCAAGGUUCAAAAGCCUGUUGUUAACUCAAGCCUGCAAGGAUGAUACAGUAAACAAUGUAGACAAUGGUGUGAGAUAUUGUUCUGAUAAAUAGAGUAGACUUCUUUUUAGUGUGUUCAGUUUUUUCCCAGAACAGCUACGAUUACAGUUAUCUUCUGCUUCUAAAGCAUGAGAAACAAGAAACAAAUCACAUCCUGUUUGCUCACUGUGUUGUCAGUCAUUUAAUAAAAUGAAAACAGAAAUAAGCUUGAACUUGCUUCUUUGCCAGGGCCGUGUAGGUUCAAUGAAGAUUUUAUAGUUCUUCGAAAAGCAAAAUAUGCAAAGCUGCAUUGCCAUAGAGAAACAGCAGUUAUAAGUUAAAAUCAAUCAGCAGAGAUAUCAAAGACAUACAGAAUAAAAGGACAAUUAAGGAAAAUUAUAGGUUAGCAGGCAACCUAUAUGUCCCAACCAAACAUUUUUCUUCUCACUUGAAAUAUUUUCUAAUAGUGGUGUCUAGCCAUGCAUAUCAUUUUGUUUUAGUUUUCCCCAUUUUGAGGUUUAACAUCUGCUGCCACCCCACACACAAUGGAGGUGAAUAGUGCUCACAUCAUUGAAAAAUACAACAGCCUCAUUUCUUUCUAGAAAAUAUGUCCAGAUUAUUUUUGUAUAAUCUACAGACAUCCCAGGCAGCCAAAGUGAAACCGG